GCUAAUCAAAUACGGCGCGAGUUGUGCGCUGUACUGGAAGCAUGCCGGCAUCAUACAUUUCUCCCAAAUUUUUCAUAUUUUCAUCUAUGCAGUUUGGCGACAGGGGCGCUGGGCACUUCAAGAAAUAUGUAAGCUGGAUGUAAGAAAUUUGUUCGAUGGAUAAAAAGUCUAAUGGUUGCUCCCAAGUUUGGACCACAUACCCGAGGAUUCCGGACAGGGGGUUCAGAGUUGAAGUACGAGGUUUGCAGGUUUUGUAAUAUCUAUGGACGAGCACGAUAUUUAUGCGGAUGAUAAUGCCUUGAUCCAUACGCUACCUUAUGAGACGAUGAGAGAUCUGAGCAGGAUAUUAGAUGCUGGGGAGACGUGGAUAGAGUUAGCUACCAGAAUGCCCGACAUCUCCACCCAGGAUGUCGAGGGAUGUCGUCAGUUUGGUGCAUCUCAAAAAGGAAGUCCAUCGGAGUACUUGUUGAGAGUAUGGGCCAGCAAAGGAUACUCUAUUUUGAGUUUGUACAAUCUCUUUGCAUUGACUCGAAUGGUUCGUUGUAUGCGGAUUAUACGGGAUCAAGUCUCUGAUGCUCAUCACUAUCUUGAAGAUUAUGCGCUGACAGCAGAUAGUGGUUUGGAACCUUCAUCAACACAAAACUACCAGCAAUACACCAGAGGUCGACAUGCAUCGGUCUCGGUAAAACGUAACGAACCGCAGCAGCCGACGCAUCCUCCUAGUGUCUCUACACAGAGAUCAUCCACUGCUACGUCAACGAGUGAUACAUCAUCAUCAGGAUUCAGAAUGGUGAAACGGAAAAGAUCAGCCAGCGCUUCCGCCACAGCUAGAAAUAAAUCCAAGGAUGGUCCAAGUAAAACCGUCUUUCCUUGCUCUAAUAGUGGCUUAGUCAUCAUGCUCAUUUUACCUGGUGAACGUUACUGCUUUUAUGGCACAGCACGUGUGCAGUGCUUAGCUGGAGAGUUGGUCGUUGAUAGGUAUCGUUUGCCUGCUAAUGGACAGUUAGAUUUUGACUCUAUGUAUCCGGUAUGCGCACCUUACCGGAUGAAUCGACCGGCCCUCUUUUCUUCACCAUCAACAGGCGGCAUACUAAUGAAGUAUAAGCUCAGUCGCUUGAAAUACCGUCUGAAAGAGAUCACUCCUCAUUACGAAAAAGUCAUGGAUGCCAUUGGUGAGAAAUAUCCUGCCGUUAUUCUUAUCGACCGCAAGCCUUCCCAUACUUUAAGAGUAUUGGAUCAGCUUUUGCAGGACUUUUUCGUACCGUCAUCCCUUCGCUCUUCAAACGAGUUCGAUCGAACACUUUUCUUCAAAUCGGAUUAUGCUCCCUAUAUGGAAUUAUCCGAAGAACACUUGCAAGAGGCGUUAACAAAGAUAAAUGUGAUGAGAAGCAAAGGUAAGCAAUGCACAGUGAUACCUGUCGGAACUUCUGGUUCGGGAAAGUCAACACUGGUUCGUCAUAUCAUCAACGAAAGUUUGCAAAUAGAGAGCACUCCUAUCUAUUUACUGGAUGCAGAUGUGGGUCAAGCCGAGUUCACUCCAGCUGGUUGCAUGUCGCUUUGGAAGGUUUCAAAGCCGAUUCUCGAUGUACCAUGCACUCAUCAGAAACAAAGCUACCCCUGUGCAUAUUUUUUUGGCAACAUCAGCCCAGCGGAUGACACAGAGAAAUACAAGAUGAUAUUCGAUCGAUUAUUGAAUGAGUUUCAAACUACUAGUGAAGUUGGAUCACUUCUGAUCAUCAAUACCAUGGGCUGGGUGGACGGGCUGGGAUGUGAAUUGUUGGAUCAUAUAUUUGACGUCGCACAACCCAAUGUUGCGUUUAAUUUGUCACAAGGUCGCGGCUCCUUCGUAAUUCCGAGCUAUGGGAGGACCGUACUCAAUAUCAACUGCAAGUAUAGACCAUUCCAAUUGAAACUUCAUGAUAGUCAUCAACCAGCUCGCCUAAUUUCGUCACAAAUGAGGGAUCUUGCUUUUUUGGCGUAUAUCGCGCCCGUACUGCCUCGUCCCAUUCUUUCGUCCAUUUGUGAUGCGCAGCCAUACUGUGUGGAGUUCAAAAACAUAACCAUUUGCAUACCGGAUGACCAUUCUUAUGUGGACGAUCGCUAUUUCUUUGCAACUCUGAAUGUCCAGAUUGUUGCUCUUUGCUCGGAACUUGGUGACCAGCCACUGGAUGUCCGACGUUUGCUUGGUGAUGAAACUUUACCCAACAUUUCCAUUACUUCCCCAAGCUCGCCACUUUUGCGAUGUCAUGGAUAUGGAAUCAUAAGAUCUGUGGAUGUCGAUAAAAAGAUGUUCUACCUACUUACUCCUCUAACAUUGUCAGAGCUUUCUUAUGUGACAGUAUUAGCGCGAGGCACCGACAUGCUAGUGCCUCAGCUCCUUCUGGAAUGUCAGUCGGUGACAAGCGUACCGUAUCUCUCUCGUCCCGCCCUUGCGUCUACUUCUGGAAUCAUUUCUGAUCUUUAUGGAGGACUCAAAAAUAUCAGACAUGGAAGGCGCGAGUAUUUCCCAUCUACAAAUUGAUUUAGUAUUUAGCUUUAGCUCGUCGGAAAAAUAAUGUAGAGAUGAUAUGAGUUGUUAACUGUUGUUGUUGCAUGUUGAAAUAAAAAUCGCUGAAGUGAAGUGCUAAGCCAUGGCGACAGUCAACUCUUUUCUCAC
Molecule: messenger RNA, 2656 nt
Organism: Cylicocyclus nassatus
Lineage: Eukaryota; Metazoa; Nematoda; Chromadorea; Rhabditida; Strongylidae
Source: the annotation of a GenBank genome assembly